This is a messenger RNA of Schistosoma turkestanicum, 1233 nucleotides long. The record is from the annotation of a GenBank genome assembly. Lineage: Eukaryota; Metazoa; Platyhelminthes; Trematoda; Strigeidida; Schistosomatidae.
AUGACAAAAUUAUUUCCACAUUGGUUUAAACAACACAAAUAUUAUUUAUUAGUUAAUCAUGCUAAAGAAUAUCAUCAAUUCAAUCAUAAACUUUUAUUUGUAUUAAUUAUUACAAUCACUUUAAUUACAUGGAGUAUAUUCAAUUUAGUUGAUGAUAAAUACGAUGAUGCAUUUCAUAGAAAUAACUCAUUGAAGAAUAAAAUUCACAUUGUCAUUUUAUUCGACGGUGAUAGUGGUCUGAAAUACUUGAACACUCUACUGAAAUCAAUUUUUUAUCAUCAAUAUGGAAGAUUUCGUUGUGAUUUGAAAAAAUGUUGUGUGUCAAAUCUUUGUGAUCGAUUUGAUGAGAAUUGUCACAGCAAUGCAAUGAAUGUGCUCGCUACAUCAUAUACAACUGUAUUUCAUUUUUUAAUCAAUAACAUGUCAUCGAAUGGUGCUUUAAUAGAUUUAAUGAAUUCGUGGAAAGUACAUAAUAUGGAGUAUUAUUUCUAUAGUUGUAAAGAUCAUUUGGAAAAUCUUCAAUGGAUUAAAUCUAAACAUCCUUCAGGUUGUAAACCAUUUUUAAAAUUUAUGGUUACUGAGAUUCUUCCAUCGAAUAUCAGUAAGGUUAUUAUACUAGACAUUGACAUGCUCAUUAAUACAGACAUCAUUGAAUUAUGGAAUCAUUUUGAAAAUUUCAACGAAACUCAGAGUAUAGGUAUUGGAUUAGAACAAAAUGUUUAUUUUCAAACUGUUAUGGGUAUGUUAGAAAGUAAUUGGGAAGGUUAUGGAUAUAAUAAUGGUGUAAUGUUAUUUGAUCUGUCCAAACUAAGACAGAUUUUAUGGAAUAAAAUAUGGAUAUCUUUAACAAGGGAUGCAUUGGAUAAACAAGGUAUUUUAAUCACAGGAGAACAGGAUACUUUGAAUUUAGUGUUAUUUAAAUAUAAGCAAAUUUUAUAUGAGAUACCAUGUGAAUGGAAUAUUCAACUAAGUGAUGGAAUUGAUAAGAAUCGAUGUCCUGUGAGUUGGUUAACUUUUGCAGAAUUGAAGAAACGUAACUAUUCAACAUUGUUCAAACAACCAAAAAUGGUUCAUAUCAAUCAUCAUAAAAAACCAAAUGAUGUAGUUUGGCAAAAUGUAACAAGUAAACGCAUUGAUCAGUUGGAUAAGAUUCUUGAACCAAAAGAAUUGUAUACCAAAUUCCUGUCAAUGUAUCGUCAAUAUGCAGGUUUAAAAAAAUGGUGUUUCAAUUAG